UCGGCGCUGCUGCGACACGAUCGCUCCGCUCUCUCUCUUGCGAGGCGCGACGAGAGCCACGCUUCUCUAGAGGUGCCGGGCUACCACCACCGCACCACCACCGUGAACUCACAUAAACUCGAUACCGGGGACUAAGCUCCGGUAGUCGCGAGCGGCCAACUCAUCGAGCGGGUGCAUCAGCGUGGGUGCUUGCGACAGUGCAGCGCGCGCAAAGGCGCAUUACACACACACAUACACACCCACACGCACACGCACCCACACGCACACAUAUAUACAUAUAUUUACACAUAAUAUACGUACACGGCCGCCACGUAUAGACACGAGGGUGUUCGCGCGCGCGCGCAGCCACGCGCGCGUACGCACUGCUCGCGCGUGCGACGCGUCGUAUCCCGCAGCGGGAGAAGCGACGGAGAAGCUUUCGGGGCGCGAGGAAAACCGUGUACUCGCGCACGAAGUAGCAUCGGGCAUAGUCGGGCUCGUGAGCAGAUCGUAGUGCGCGCAAGCUUGCGAAGAAUAGUCGAGACGGACGCCUGAGAGGGAAGAUCGACGUGCGAGCUCCCAGUGCCGGAGCUUGCGGAGACGCGCUACCUUCUCGGGGAAAAUUCCGUCGUGGAGCUUUUCGGCCAACUCGAGUGCUUCCCGGAGCAUCCGGGGAUCGGCGAGUCGACUUGUCGCGAGGAAUGUACGUGUAGAGUCUGACGGAUUGGAUGCAUCGUGGAAGAAGCACGCGCGCCGCUUGCGUAAGCUGUCACGCGUAAGAGAUUUCGUGUUCUCUAGGAGGAAGUUAGGAAGAAGCUAGGAGGAAGAAGUCUGGGACCAUAGAUGGGAAGAUAGAUUCCACUGCGCGGGACGAGUUUGCGCGAUCAAAAAAAAAAAAAAAAAAAAAAAAAUUCGCGUGCGCUAUUAAAGUGCUCGAUGAACGUAUAUCUUGUUUGGUACGAGCGAAUGACAAACGCCUCUCUUUUUGUUCCCACGGCAAAACUUUAAAAAAGCACGCCGAGAAGCUGUGGACGCUCCUCUUUCGUUGACUGUUUGGUGUCUACUCGUAAGCAUUUUCUCAUCUAUUCUAAAGAGCAUCUUCGGCAAGGCUUUAUCCCUGUGAAUUUUAAUUCCGCGAACAUGAACGAGUUCACAAUUGUCCGCCCGGGUAAUACACAAAAGGCUUCGUAGCAAAAUAUUCUUCUCAUCUUUAGCCAGCUGGCAUCCACGAGCGCUUUGAAGGAAGCUGACAUCGCGAUACAUAGUGUCUUAAAUAAUAUUUUGUGAAUAGUUCUAUAUAUAUACACGAGCUCUAACUCACAACAGAAGAGAAGUUUUAGAGAAAUCUAUAAUCUUCUCGCAAUUCUGAAAUUACUGUCGCGUCAUAAUUGUCUUCAGCCUUUGAAACGAGCUUUCUCGUUAUCGUUAAUGAAAGGAAAACGUUUUGUUACUUGUUACUGGUGAAGCUCUCCCGACUCGAUAGAUAUAUCGAGUCCAUUCCAUUGAUGAACGAUGUCGUCGACAGCCGCCUUUUCGAAAAGUGCACUCGAAAAAUUUACAUAAGGAUCGAAGGCAAAGAGCUUGCAAGAAGCUCGAGAAUGUAGUGUUCUAGGUGCUCGCUGGCGGAGACUCAAGCUCAGACUGUCACGGUGGCUAAGCGAGCCGAAACAGGUGGAAGAUUUUCGGCGCGAUAUCCCGAAGAGCCUCACGAAGAGCUAUCGUGCGACUAUCGAUGAUGGUGGAAGGCACGUUGCCAGAACACGAUUGGUUAGUCCGGCGCGCGUCUCCGCUCGGCUCGUGCUUUGCUGCUAUGUGGCGGUCAUCGUUCGUUAAGCUUCAUCAUUUUUCGAGAACAAAAUAAGAGAAGAGAGAAAUUCCGUGAGGAAUGCCAGGCGCGAAAUGACAAAUUUCGGGCUGAUGCCCGAUCUUAGGCUGCCAACGCCUAAGUCAUCAUCGUCUUCGUUGCAGCGUAGAAGAGACAAAUGUUGCUUAGCCAAUUGUUAAUGCGUCUUUUCGGAAUAUCAUUGCAACGCGUAGAAUUUAUGAUGACGAAUACGGCAAAGUGGAACAAGUCUUGGUUUCGAUAUCUGCAUCUUGAAGAGCAAGAACGACGAUAAGAAAUUCUUGAAGAAAUUGGAAAUUUGUUCCCGGCGGGAGAAAAAACUUCGUUUUGAAAAGAGUAUUAAGUGUACUCAACCACGCGACGAGUAGAUAAAUAAAUAGAUUUGUAGAUAAAUAAGCAAACAAAUAGAUGGAAGUAGAGCGGCUGCCGAUCGUGCGGAAGAUAUAUAGCGAGUAGAAUUCUCAAAUGUAAGAGAGUUAAGAUCAGACUAGAGAAACGUUUUAGAAACUGAGGAGAACUUGAAUUAAAAAUAGAGAUUAGUAGCGUGAUCGUUCUUUGAGAGAUGUAGGCUAAUAGUCAUAUACAGUGAUCGUACGGCGGACUUGAAAAGCAUGAAUCAAACGAACGUCAGCUCAAGCUGACCUAGAAGAACCGAGACAAGAAGUGAUGUGUUUUCCACGUCACAAAUUGGAAAGAGGAAGUCUUUAAGUUUAAAGAAUUUAUCGGAUAUGAAGAAGGAUAUUUAGGAGACAUCUUUGGAGAGCUGCCAGUCUCGCGGAUGCAAAAAAUUGUUUUAAGUUGUUGCAAGACAAAUAUCGUCAAGAUAUCGACGAACAUUUAAGCGGUGUAGUAAAUUUCAAUUCAUAAAUGCCGAACCGGCGAAAAAAAUCGAUGUACUCUACUCGAUCGAAGAAUUUCAUCUUUUGUCGAAAAAAAAAUGAUUUGCGGUAAGAGAAUAAUGCGAUGCGGGUCGAAUCGUGGAUGUUAGAUUUGUCGUAGCUGUAGAUCGCCAUCCUGAAAGAGAACGAAGAUCUUCAGACAUAUCGAAGAAGGAGGGUCGACUCGAGAGUGGAGCGUGUCGCCGACGCUUCGAGUAAAAUCGACGCUGGCUCUCCCGCUAUCCUGAAGGAAGAUUCCACCAUCAAGCAUGGCCUCGGUGGCAGCGUGGUUACCAUUUGCCCGGGCGGCGGCGAUCGGCUGGGUGCCGAUUGCCACACAUCCACUGCCACCGCCGCCGAUCCCCAAGGAUCGGCGCAAGGCUGAUGACGAAAAACUGCUGAUCAACGUGAGCGGCCGUCGCUUCGAGACAUGGCGCAACAUGGAGAAGUAUCCGGAUACAUUGCUCGGCUCGAACGAGCGCGAGUUCUUCUACGACGAAGAUAGCAAGGAGUACUUCUUCGACCGAGACCCGGACAUCUUCCGGCACAUUCUCAAUUAUUAUAGAACCGGUAAGUUGCAUUACCCAAAGCACGAGUGCCUGACGAGUUACGACGAGGAGUUGGCGUUCUUCGGCAUCCUGCCGGACGUGAUCGGUGACUGCUGUUACGAGGACUAUCGGGAUCGCAAGCGCGAGAACGCCGAGCGGUUGAUGGACGACAAGCUGAGCGAGAACGGCGAUCAGACCCUCCAGCUGCUAGAUAUCCGGGAGAAGAUGUGGCGAGCAUUCCAAAAUCCGCACAUCUCCACCGCCGCAUUAGUCUUCUACUAUGUUACCGGAUUCUUCAUCGCUGUGAGCGUACUGGCGAACGUGGUGGAGACCGUGCCGUGCGGGAAUCGUCCGGGUCGUGCCGGUACUCUCUCGUGCGGCGAGCGCUACAAGAUUGUGUUCUUUUGCCUCGAUACCGCGUGCGUGAUGAUCUUCACGGCCGAGUACCUGCUGAGGCUGUUCGCCGCGCCCAACCGGUGCAAGUUCGCGCGCUCCGUGAUGUCGGUCAUCGACGUGGUCGCGAUACUGCCCUAUUACAUCGGGCUCGGAAUCACCGACAACGACGACGUAUCGGGCGCGUUCGUGACGUUGCGAGUGUUCCGCGUGUUCCGGAUCUUCAAAUUCUCCCGGCACUCGCAGGGACUACGGAUUCUGGGCUACACCUUAAAGUCCUGCGCCUCCGAGCUGGGUUUUCUCGUGUUCUCGCUCGCGAUGGCCAUCAUCAUCUUCGCCACCGUCAUGUUCUACGCGGAGAAGAACGUCGAGGAGACCAACUUCACCUCGAUACCAUCCGCCUUCUGGUACACUAUCGUCACGAUGACUACGCUGGGCUACGGUGACAUGGUUCCGAAAACGAUUGCGGGAAAAAUCGUCGGGGGUGUAUGCUCCUUGAGCGGUGUCCUAGUGAUCGCUUUACCGGUACCUGUUAUCGUCAGUAAUUUCAGCAGAAUAUAUCAUCAAAAUCAACGUGCUGACAAACGAAAGGCACAGAGGAAAGCCAGAUUGGCGCGCAUUAGAAUCGCGAAGGCGUCGAGCGGCGCCGCCUUCGUAAGCAAAAAGAAGGCAGCGGAGGCGCGUUUGGCCGCUCAGGAGAGCGGGCUGCAGCUGGAGGAAUACUGUAAGGAGGAUAUCUUUGAGCUGCAGCAUCAUCACCUACUUCGUUGUUUGGAGAAGACCACGGACCGUGAAUUCGUGGAGAUGGAGGUGCCGUUCAACGGUGCCCCGAAGAGGCCGGGUUCGCCGUCGCCCCUGACCUCACCCGCGCACAGCACUGCCUCCAGGGGCGGCCUGCUGCAGUCCUGCUGCGGGCGCUGCUACCCUCAACGUUAUCAGCCGAAGGAACAGCGGGAGCCUGUAGUGGAGCACCCACUUCAGAUCAGCCAGGACCUAAAGAAGCGCGAUUCGCACAUCUGCGACAUGCAGGCCCUACAGCCACUUCCGGCCCCCACCAACACCGCCAACACCGCGCCCGUCAUGACUACUUCCGGUGGGCAACCACCGCUCCCGGUAUCGGAGACCGUUUGAAUCGCGACGAUCACGAGAACCGAUCACGAUCGUCUGUGAUAAUGCGCUAAUCAUGCAUUAUCGCGCCACCAAUCACCUAUAAACUGACCGCCGUCCUCCUCCACACCUGUGCUCGCUGAACCUGAUGAACGAACCACGGUCGACUACGGUCGAAGCAACGGUGAGCCAUCAAUCACGAUCUUUCAAGGACGCAGCGCGAACCACCGGAAGUAGUCGUGGAUCUUGUUAACCCGCAUUUUACUGCGCAUUAUUAUUUCGCAUGUUCUUUUAUCGAAGUUCCAUAUCGCGUGCCACUGUUUAUUCAAAACUCGCAUUUGCUCUCUAAUUUUUUUUUAUCUAAAGUUUAUUU
Messenger RNA from Nylanderia fulva, 5121 nucleotides. The record is from RefSeq and is a predicted model, not a curated record. NCBI's taxonomy places the organism in Eukaryota, Metazoa, Arthropoda, Insecta, Hymenoptera, Formicidae.